Colletotrichum costaricense is the source of this 435-nucleotide messenger RNA. Its product is annotated as para-nitrobenzyl esterase. The record is from RefSeq and is a predicted model, not a curated record. The transcript has 2 exons. Lineage: Eukaryota; Fungi; Ascomycota; Sordariomycetes; Glomerellales; Glomerellaceae. Bases 1 to 435 code for a protein of 144 amino acids.
AUGAAGAUCCAGAAGUUGCUUCUUCUACCUACUGUCUCCUUGGCCACAUCGACGGGCUUUCCUACCUGCUUGCUCGGGCGCGGCGGAUGGCAACUGGGUCACGGCAGACUCGAUCUUUCUGCUUUUGCGGCAUACGAAAACAUCAUUGCCUCUUUGGCUUCCCUACUUAACCUGAGAUCCCACUGCCGGAACCAAAACCUGGGUUUACACGACCAGCGUCUCGCUCUCACUUGGGUACAAGAAAUCAUCGCCUCCUUUGACGGCGACCCGUCCAAGGUUACAAUCUGGGGCCAGUCCGCAGGCUCCUUUUCGGUGGACCACCACCUCAAAGCCUACGCCAACGACACGCUAGUCCCAUUUCGAGCUGCAAUCAUAUUUAGCGGCCAGAUGAGUUUCGGAAACCUCGCCCAUCCGCCGCCCGGAAUCGAUGCCUAG